This is a messenger RNA of Cuscuta epithymum, 2044 nucleotides long. NCBI's taxonomy places the organism in Eukaryota, Viridiplantae, Streptophyta, Magnoliopsida, Solanales, Convolvulaceae. The record is from the annotation of a GenBank genome assembly.
AAAACUAAGUCCAAACUCAAAUUAGCCCUUUUAUUAAUUCAGAGAUGAGACUGAAAUCCCCAACCGAAUAUCGAUCCUUGACCUAAUUGGAAUAUCGAUCCGCAGUUGCUGGUGUUUAGGCUAGUGAAGCGUUGAACUGAAUCACCCUUCUUAGCCAAGUCGCGAAUCACCCUGCUCCUGCCCAUGUUCGGCAUAGUUCUUUGUCAGUUUUUCGAUUUCUCAUUUCCUUCGUUGGAUUUAUGGAUCGCUGGACUGGAAUUCUGAAGGUGCCAUUGUACACAAGCAGCAUCAAAACGUACUACCGGGUUGCGGCGUCCCUCCGCCUAUCUCCUUCUCCCAACACGUUUGCUGUACCUGCUGCAAAUGCUAUAUUUUUCAGUGGAGAUCGAGUUGAAGGGAGUGGGAAUCCUGUAGUUGAGAGACUGUCGGAUUUGCAGAGAGUUGCUGAAAUUUUGAUUUCUAAAUUUGGGGAUACUACCAAUGCUUGGGUGGUCGAACCGCCCAUAUUCAAUGGCCCUUUCGGUGUUUACAAGGACUUCAUCCCUUCAAUUAAUGAUUCUGGAGAGCCAAAAGUUUAUGAGGCAAAGGAGUUCCCAGCAUCUUCAUCUAUGGUCUUGCUCUUGUGGAAUUGCCUGAAAGAGGUAAUUAAUUACAAUAAUAAUAUUGAUAAGGUGGAAUUGCUUGAAAUAAGCAGAAGACUACAGGUUUGCCCCGUCUCCAAAAACAUGUUUACUUGAAAACGCCUUAUAAAAACGAACUGCAAAUUCCAAAGCUCCAAAUCUUGAACUGUUUGUGAUAAGCUAUUUCUUUUUCCUUUAGAUUAUCCUUUUUCAAGAAUAUUCCUGCAUAAAGUAUAUAUUUUUCAAAAUCUGAUGUAACCUUUUAUGAGUUAUUGCCAUCUAUAGCAGACUCUCUCCUAUCGUUUUUGUUCAACACUUCAAUAGCUCUUCCAACAGAUGUGCUUUUCCUAAAUGUACUAUUUUCUGAAAAACAAAUUUUCUAAUAGAGCCUUGGGGUGUGGAUGAAACUGUGCAUUUAGGGUUUGGAAGGGAAGGCUUUAGAGGACUUGGGAUGUUUUUACUUGGAUUGUUUUUAAUCCCAGUUAUAAAAUAAAGAGAGACCAAAAAUUUACCGGGCCAGACCAGUUCAAAGCAAAUCAGACUAAAACAGAGACCUGGUAGACCAAACCAGAAAAUUUCUGUCCAAUUUAAAACAUUCUUACUCUAUAUCUUGAUAUAAAUAUGAUAUUUUAUAAAAUUUAAAGGUUAACAUAAUGAUUUAAUGUUAUCUGACCAUUGGAUUAGCAUUUAAUACUUAUAUCUGACCACAGUGACCAAUGAGAUAUAUAUGUGAUUUUCUCUGACAAUUGUUUCUCUACAAGGCUAAAAAUGUCACUGCAGGGAAGAAGCUAAAACAACCUUUCACUGCUGAGGUGUCCACACUGCCUUCUUAUGACAAACCUAGGACUAUACUCCUAGGUUUUAGUAAGGGCGGGAUCAUACUUAACCAGCUUCUUGCCGAGCUUGCCCUCUCCCCAGCUCACUCCCCUGAAGAUAAAGACCCCCAAGCAAACAAAGACGAGAUCAUACCCACUUCCAAAGAAAGUUUUCUAAACAGCAUAGCCGAGUUCCACUACGUUGAUGUUGGUCUGAACAGUAAAGGAGCAUACAUCACCGACCAAUAUGUGUUUGACAAAAUUUCUGAACGAUUUGAUACAGGAGCGCCUGGCAUUCGGUUUUUCUUACAUGGGACCCCCAGGCAGUGGAAUGAUGUCAGGCGAAGUUGGAUUAGAAAAGAAAAGGAUGAACUCUUUCGACUUCUUGAAGGAGUUGCUCAUAGAAACAUAGGGAGAUUGCAUAUUCGUGAGAGGUUGUAUUUUGGUAACAUGCCCCCAAAUUUGCAGAUGCAUUUUGAAAUCAUUGAGCGUCUGGAUGUUAGCUGAGUUUAUUCCUAUGUUGCAAUUUUAUAAUGCAAGAAAAGAUGUAUAUAGAACAAGAUUAUAUUAUACGUAGUACUUUAUAGUAAUUUUACAAUGUCACAUGUU